GCCAGUCCUAUUGCUGAGCGGGGCCUUUCGUGGUGGCCCCCCGCCAGGGAAGGCUUUAAAAGGGAGGGCGGCGCCCGGCUCCUCUCACUCACCCUCACCAGCAGCAAAGAGCACCGCCGGCAGAUAUGACGCACCAGUGCACCAAGUUCUCCGGCCACUGGAAGAUCAUCGUGUUCGACGAGGAAUGCUUCCAGGGUCGCCGCCACGAGUUCACGUCGGAGUGCACCAAUGUGAUGGAGUUGGGCUUCGAGACGGUGCGCUCGCUGCGCGUGGAGAGUGGCGCCUGGGUGGGCUAUGAGCACGCCUCCUUCCAAGGCCAACAGUUGGUCCUGGAGCGCGGAGAGUACCCGCAGUGCGACGCCUUCGGUGGAAGCAACGCGUACCACAUCGAGAGGUUGACCUCCUUCAGGCCCAUCGCUUGCGCAAACCAUCGAGAGUGUCGCAUGACCAUCUUCGAGCGUGAGAACUUCAUGGCUCGGAAGGGAGAGCUGAGCGACGACUACCCAUCCCUGCAAGCCAUGGGCUGGUGCAACAAUGAAGUGGGAUCCCUCAAGGUCCAGUCUGGAGCCUUUGUGUGCUACCAGUACCCUGGUUACCGUGGUUACCAGUACAUCAUGGAGUGCGACCGCCACUGCGGCGAGUACAAACACUUCAAGGAGUUCGGCUCGCACUGCCAGACACCUCAGAUCCAGUCCAUUAGGCGCAUCCAGCAGUAGAGGCUCGGCCUGGCCUGGCCGCAACGUACCUCUCCUUCGCCCCAGUCUCAACCACAAUAAAGUGUCCUUCUUAAAAAUG
Hippocampus zosterae (dwarf seahorse) is the source of this 795-nucleotide messenger RNA. It is a transcript of the gene cryba4, whose product is annotated as crystallin, beta A4. The record is from RefSeq and is a predicted model, not a curated record. NCBI's taxonomy places the organism in Eukaryota, Metazoa, Chordata, Actinopteri, Syngnathiformes, Syngnathidae. Gene Ontology annotation, biological process: lens development in camera-type eye; visual perception. Bases 126 to 716 code for a protein of 196 amino acids. Gene Ontology annotation, molecular function: structural constituent of eye lens. The transcript is spliced from 6 exons.